GUCGUUUGUGUCCGUUGUAGGUUCUAGUGUCAGUACCUGCCGGACCAGAGCCGCGUCUCUAGUCCGGCCAUGUGUGUUUGUGUCAUCGCAUCUUUUGUUUGUCGUCUCUUCUCAUGGCAGAGAUGUGAUGGGUACUAAGGUGAACCAGUGCAUAAGCCUGCUGGAGGAUUGCCUCGCUCUCCAGCUCCAACGGGUUGGGGGACCACCCCCUUCGGUCCGCGAUGACCAGUACUGGAUGUACGAUAGUGGAUACCUCCUUUUCCAGGGAUUCUUGGAAGCUAACCUCAAGUGCUUUUGGGACCCGGGCCUGACUUCGGCAGUGCGAGGACUCCAGUUCAAAGGUUACGUCUGCCCGGGUGUGCUCCUCGUCGGCGGCUCUCCCCCCGCCCUCCACCUCCUCAGGGCAGCCUGGGCCAGGAAUGUCCUCAAGCCACCCCCCAACUACCUCAUCAAGCUACUGGGAGAUGUGGAAGACUGCACCGUCUCUAAAGUCCACCAGACAGGCUUCACCCCUCUACCCGAUGCUGUCUGCUGGGUGAUACUCCAGCUCGGAUCUGCAAGUCAAAAUGCUGUCCUCGACUCUAUCCAGUCCAGCUUGAUAUCUGCUUUCCCAGAUAUGGAACAACCUUCCAGGCAUGUCCUCUAUGACACUCUGGCUGACCUCAUGUCUGCAAAUAAGAUCUACCAGACCGCCCAAGGUUAUUUCGUUUCGAACCCGGAAAGCAGUAGGGGAUCAGGUGAUAGUAAUUCUCGUCAAGUUCUGCUUACUCAUGCUGAAGCAGCAGCAAUAGCAUCGGGUGAAAUUGUCACGAUUAGGGAAGGAGCCAAAACUCACCAAGCUAUACAGACAAAUCUAGCUGAUGUAAUAUGUGGAGGUAACAAGAGUGAUAAAAUUCUAUACGCAAGGGCACCAGCACGGACACCAGGGAGGAAGCUGGAGAGGAGGCACUCCAUGAGGCUGCUGGGCAGCUCAAGGAGGCUUUCUUCACUUCACAGGGCAGGUUCUGUCAGGCUGCUGCACAAUAGCACUGAAAACAACCAAAAAAAGUGCUCAUUAUUCUCCAAACUCUUCAAGUGGUCAAAAAGGCAACCACAAUCUCCAAGUGGUAUUUCUUCUACAAUAUCCAUGCCUUUCCCACCGCAGGAAUGGUUUAACUCAACUGUCCUUGGUCUGCAUUCUGUCGGAACUCAGACGAAAACUCUUAGUCGUGGAGAUGGUGAGUGGUCAUCAGAAUGUGGCUCUGUUAGAUCUCGACGGAGAUCUCUCAGCACAUCACGACUUCCAAGAAGACAAACACGGCCACCAUCUGUAUCCCCCUCAAGGCCUUCGACCUCUUCGACACCAACGUCUUCAAAGACUGCACUUGCAACGACUCCAAAGGCAAUGUCUUCAACAUCGUCUGGUUACAAUUCUCUUCCCCGAUCACAUAAAUCAAAAUGUAAGUCUCCGCAAGUGAACAACCCUUCUACAAGGCAUUCAGGAAACACUAUCAAAGUGGAGUUGUCUGCAACCCCUACCAGUUUGACCGCGGAUACUAAAGUUGACACAAGGAUGUCUGCUUCCAUUAAUGACCCUUCAGCAACCAUGACCACCACUAUAAAUGGCCAUAACUCAACAAAAAUUUAUGUUCAACAACAAAAUUCUCCUAUUAGAUCAGUAAUAACUUUUGAAAAAAGCAAAAAACCAGUAAAUGAAAAAAUCAAAGAAGAACCAGAUCGAAAUGAGAGAGGUAGUAGUAAAACUGAAUCGAAAAGAAGCAGAAGGCCGUCAUCACUCUAUCAACAGAGAGAGAGGGAAAGUGCAAAAGAAAACAGUAGUAAAAAUAAAGUAAGCCUCGGUCAAUUGGAUAAUAAUGUUAAAAUGAAAUUUCCAUCAACAGAGACAAUUCAGAUGGAAGAGAAGGUUUUAGUUUCCGGGAAUAAAAACAACAAAAAUCUUUGUCAAAAGAAAAAUGUUUUUGAGGUAUCAAACAUGUCCCUGAAAGCAGGCAGUCUAAUUGAUGUGGCCGAAUACACAGCAGCUAAUGAGCGAAUGAACAAUGUUCGGAAAGCGUCUGCCUCCCUGACGCCCCUUCAGCCCGCUUUAAGCACUGACAAAGUCUUGGAAAGCCUUAGCUACAUUAAUGUUUUGAAAGAGACACAAGAUUCCCUCUCCAAACAUGAAGAAAAAAACUUCUGUAACAACUCAAACAACAAACUCUCAGUUACUAUAGAAAAAACAAUUGAUGUAACUGGUAAAAAAACUGAACCUACUAUUUGUUCGUUCCCAUCUCUUAGUAACCUCUCUUUACAUUUCACGUCGAUAGCUGCACAAAAUAUUUUAAAUGGUGUCAGCAUAAAUUCUUUAGACACAUUAGUCGAAGGAAAUGAAAAACACAGUUUAAAAGAUAUUGGUAUUCAUAGCGACCUGGGUGUAGUUUAGGCAGUUUGACAGUGCCUUAGCGAUUAAAAUGUAAAUAAAGGCAUUGCCGACUUGAUCAUCCACAAUAUUUUUAUUGUAUAUCAUAGAGUGAUUUCCUAGCAUUUAUGUUUAAUGUAAAUACUAGGGGAAUUAAACUAAUCCCAGUGAUAUGAAUUGUAGACUAAUAAUUUUGAGUAAAUAAUAUGUAGAUGAUAGAAACACAAAUAAAUAUUUAUAAUAAUAAUCAAAAUGAAAUCAAUAUAUAUGUAUUUUUUCACUAGUUUUAAUACUUACAAUGAAUUAGAGGCCAUAUUGUAAUGAUAACGUAUUAUUGUAAAUAUUUUUUGAGUAAGUAAUAUUACACUGAUGCCUUAUGUCAUACCAAGUUGUGCCAAACUUCAGCUAUAGUAUAACUACUCAAGUGGUCAGGAAUCGUGCACUGUUCUAUGUAAUGAAUAAUUUUGAUUAGUAAAUAAUUUAGCUGAACAUCAGUGCUUGAGUCUUGAACGUACCAUUAAGUUACAAAUACGCAGAAAAUUUCUGCAAUAGCUGGAAUCUUUCAUCACUGUGUGAGAUAUCUUGAGUGAAUAAUUUUAAUCAAAUAUUAUUUUUUAAUUAUGUUUACAAUAUACUUGUAAUAAAUGAAAAUAAAUUUCUAUUUAUAAGGUGCAAAGUAUUUUAAAAUUUUCUGCCUUUAAAUCUAGUUUUUUCAAUGAUUCAAUAGUAAUUGUGAAAAUAUAAUUUUAACAUUAUACA
Molecule: messenger RNA, 3157 nt
Organism: Nezara viridula (southern green stink bug)
Lineage: Eukaryota; Metazoa; Arthropoda; Insecta; Hemiptera; Pentatomidae
Source: the annotation of a GenBank genome assembly